This is a messenger RNA of Entrophospora sp. SA101, 388 nucleotides long. NCBI's taxonomy places the organism in Eukaryota, Fungi, Glomeromycota, Glomeromycetes, Entrophosporales, Entrophosporaceae. The record is from the annotation of a GenBank genome assembly.
CGUUCCGCCUGAACUCAUCACUAAAUCAGGAUUUGGCGAAUUAUUUGUGCAUCGUAACAUAGCAAAUCAAUUCAACCCCAAUGAUGCCAAUUGCUUGUCAGUGUUAGAAUAUGCUGUCAAUCAUUUGAAGGUUUCUCAUAUUGUUAUCUGUGAAAAAUGGUUGGAAGGAAUACGUGAAUUGAAAGCAAUAAACUCUGAUUUCUCUCACACCAAUCCAUAUUUUGAUACUUCUGCAGCUCAAGACAAAUUGGUCAAAGCUAAUGUUGUGAAGCAAGUGGAAAAAAUUAGUGAAAAUUAUCUUGUUAAAUCUGCUAAACAAAAAAUACAAAUUCAUGGAUUUGUUUUUGAUUUAAAAGAUGGUUCAUUAUUAAAGUUCACCAAAUCAUAA